CCGGUAGGGAUAGGGAUAUCAGAAAAGCGUUUUUGUUGUUAUUUCUACCGUUUUGUUAUUUAUUUUCAGUUCUAUAUUGACUCUAAAAUAGUGUUUUUAGUAAAAUUAACAUUCCGUUUUUGUUUAUUCGGAUAUAAUUUUUGAAUUUUUAAAUUCAGGUACCUAUAUUAUAGCCAUAUGCUAUGCUAUCGCAUUCAGCAUGGCCUCAUCGUAUGUCACCUUCUAUGCAAUUUAUGACCACAAAUUUGGUACACGCGCAAUCUGAAGAAUCAGGAAUUGAACCGGGACAAAUUGCUACUAUCACAGGAUCCUUCGCGUCUUUUCCUAAUGUAGAUUUGGACCAAUACGACACGGACCACACCGAUAUAGGAAGUGAAGCCGAUGAAAAGGAAACAAAGAGAGCACUGUUAAGAGAUGAAUGGAGACAGUUCUUCGACAAAUAUGACCCAGAAGGAUUUGGGGAAAUUCCCUGGACGGACUUCUUGAAUGCUAUGUCAGAACCGGAAUUCCGACACAGGGUCAAUACCGGAAAGAGAGAAAUUUUUUUAGAAAGGUCCAGAACGUCCACCACGCCGGCCAUCACUUUUCAAGAUUUUGUAAAUGUGGUUACCGGUCCCUUAAGAGUACUCAGUCAUACCCCAAAGAGUACGCAUAUGAACACAAGAGUACGCGAAAAUGGGUAA
Messenger RNA from Psylliodes chrysocephalus, 683 nucleotides. The record is from the annotation of a GenBank genome assembly. NCBI's taxonomy places the organism in Eukaryota, Metazoa, Arthropoda, Insecta, Coleoptera, Chrysomelidae.